AUGUCUACCGAAGGCCCUCCACCGUUUGUCGGGCGAAUGCUUGCAAUGUUAGAGCCCGCACAGAUCAUGGCCUGGGCGAUGUCCCACUACGUCCGAGUCUGCACCGAAGCUGUCUUCAAGAAUGGCCACCUCUUUGCCCCAAUUACCCAGACCAGGAGACUGCGCGAUGAAGCAUUCGGAAGAUUCUGGAUUGAUUUCACCUCACCCCGCCAAAUGUCAUCCGACCCGAACAAUACAGAAGUCCCCGAGCCAGUCGGCUCGUCAGCUUUAAUCCCUCCACUUCUCCGCACAGCCUCAGGGAUAGUCCUGGACAUCGGACCAGGCACAGGCACACAGAUGCCACUACUCACCUCACCAGCAAUAAGAGCCCUAUACGGCGCGGAGCCAUGCGAAAGCCUACAUUCCUCGAUCCGUGAAAAGGCAGUGGCAGAAAACAUCUCUUCCAAUUACCACAUCGUGCCGACAGGAGUAGCAGCUAGUGAACUAAUUCCCGCAUUGAGAGCGACGGGCACGGGCGUUUUGGAUGCGUAUGAUUCCGACGCGCGCGCAGGCAUCUUCGACACGAUCCUCUGUGUGCGAGUGCUGUGCUCUGUGCCGGAGAUGGAACGCACGGUCGGCGAGUUGUAUGGGAUGCUCAAGCCUGGUGGGCGGCUGCUUGUUACGGAGCAUGUUGUUAACCCGUGGCGGCGGGCGAAAGGGUCGAUUGUAGCCCGUGUUGUGCAGGGUAUCUAUCAGGCUCUUGGGUGGAGUUGGUUCAUCGGGGACUGUUGCUUGGAUAGGGAUACAGAGGCGGUUUUGAGGGCUGCUGCUGACGUGGAUGGGGGAUGGGAGAGUGUUGAGUUGGAGAGGGCUUUUGAGUGGUCGGCUAUGCCUUAUAUCUCUGGGGUUUUGGUUAAGAAGGGGAUUUAG
Penicillium coprophilum is the source of this 909-nucleotide messenger RNA. Its product is annotated as class I SAM-dependent methyltransferase. Lineage: Eukaryota; Fungi; Ascomycota; Eurotiomycetes; Eurotiales; Aspergillaceae. The record is from RefSeq and is a predicted model, not a curated record. The coding region runs from base 1 to 909 and encodes 302 amino acids. The transcript has 3 exons.